UCUUGUUGCUUAGAUACAACAUUAGACCUCACCCAAAAUUUCACACCCACACACACACAAUUUUAAAAGUUCUUUUAUCAAAAAUUGUAUACAGUUAUUUUACACUUUGAACAAAUAGAUAAUAAAUCAAAACAGAUCAUGAGUGUUGUGGCUAGUGUUAACUCAUCCAAAAACCUUUUGGACGCCGGAUCCUCAGUGCGUUCCACCGAUUCAGACAUAAAUAUGUGCAAACAUUGCAAAAGUAGGCAUGCGAUUAUUAAAAAAUUAAAGAAAUUAUUUGCCGAGCUUGAAUUGAAUAGCAUGUUAGAAUCAGACGAUGAACCCUUAGACGAAGAGGAGGUAAUACCAUUGAUCACAUAUCCAAUCACCCCACAAUUUGAUGAUUCGUACCGAAGAAAAAAAGAAAAACAUGCACAAAGAUAUCCCCCUUGGAAACUGCCACGAUUUCCCAGCCAAGAAUUGAUUGGUGGCAAACUGUGUAAUACGUGCGAGUGCAGAAAGAGGAAUGGGUUGCAAGACUAUUGCCAAAGAACGAUGUGCAGAGGAAGUUUGCAGUGCUUGCAAAAACCAGACCCAUUAUGUAUUCCCAGUGGAAUGUGGAAAAAAUGUGUUCAACCACAAGAGGCAAAACAAAUACUUCGUUGGCUGAAUAAAAUAGAAGAAAUAGGUGUCGAUGAGGGAGACCAAGGUGUAGCAUACCAUCAGCAGGUACCAUGUUGUAAAUGUGGCCAUACAGUGUGCAAAUGCCGGAAUAAGAAGACCAAGACAACAAAUAAUAAACAAUGUAUUAAAAAGGAAAAAAAAAUUGCCAAACCUGCCAGUGUUGAUGCCAAAAAACGCUGUAGCAAAGACAUUAAAUGGGACGUUGCUGAGAAACAGUGCAAUGAUUAUGUACCACCGAAGGAAAGUCCAAAUUCAGUAAAGCGCACUGUAGGUCAAAAAAAGGAGCAACCAAUCAAUUCACACAGAGGGAAACGUUAGUAACUCAAUCAGAUUAAAAGAAAAUCCCCUGAACUGAGCAAAGACAAAAUCCAUAAUGUGAAUGUGAACAUAUAGACAAGAAAAAAAAUUCACUGUAAAUAAAGUUGAAGUUUCAAGUUGA
This is a messenger RNA of Cimex lectularius (bed bug), 1102 nucleotides long. RefSeq lists its product as uncharacterized. Lineage: Eukaryota; Metazoa; Arthropoda; Insecta; Hemiptera; Cimicidae. The coding region runs from base 139 to 981 and encodes 280 amino acids. The record is from RefSeq and is a predicted model, not a curated record. The transcript is spliced from 4 exons.